Lycium ferocissimum is the source of this 3138-nucleotide messenger RNA. RefSeq names its product scarecrow-like protein 9. Gene Ontology annotation, molecular function: DNA-binding transcription factor activity; sequence-specific DNA binding. The coding region runs from base 382 to 2577 and encodes 731 amino acids. NCBI's taxonomy places the organism in Eukaryota, Viridiplantae, Streptophyta, Magnoliopsida, Solanales, Solanaceae. The transcript has 2 exons. Gene Ontology annotation, cellular component: nucleus. The record is from RefSeq and is a predicted model, not a curated record. Gene Ontology annotation, biological process: regulation of DNA-templated transcription.
CUGUGGCUAUUAAUAGGAUUUAGAAUUGAUGAACUUAGCUCAAGUUUUUGCUGGCCCCUUUGUUAGUGUAUGAUGCAAAAAGAAACUCAUGGGUAGUCUGUUAAAUAGUGAUAAAAAUUCAAUUUUUUUGUUAAUGCUCAUAUUAUUUGUUUUCUUGAUUCUAUGGGGUUGUUAAAGAGUGAUCAAGAUUCAAUUUUGUCAAUGCAAAAUUUGCUUUUUUUUAAAAAAGUUUGUCUUUUUUUCCUAUUUAUAGUAUUUAGAAUUGAUAAACUUAGUGCAAGUUUUGCUGGCCCCUUUCUUUUCUCUCUCUCUGCUUCUUCAUAGGUUUAAGAUUGGCUGCAACUUUCAUUUGGCAUCAUUGACAUUGAGGGUUUGGUUGAAAUGGAUCCGAGGUUUAAUGGAAAUCCGAGUUAUUUGAAUAAUUUUGGAUUAGGGAACCAAUCAAUACCUAUUUCUUCAGAUCAGAGGAUGAUUAAUGGACCAAGAUUUGAACUUAUUUAUUCAGAUCAGAAGCUACUCAACGGUCCUAGACUUGAAAAUAACUUUGUCCAACACAAUUUUGGAGCUGUUGGAUUUAUAAAUGGCGACCAUUUACCGACUAAUGUACAAUCAAGAACUGACGAGGACGACUUCAAUGAAGAUAUUGAUUUCUCGGAUGCAGUUUUGAGCUACAUAAAUCAGAUGCUUAUGGAAGAAGACAUGGAGGAAAAAACCGACAUGCUUCAAGAGUCGUUGGAACUUCAAGCAAAAGAGAAGUCGUUCUAUGAGGCCCUUGGCAAGAAGUAUCCACCUUCACCUGAGCAAAACGCGUUUCCUAAACAGAAUAGUGAGAGUCCUGAUGACUACUUCUCAGGAAGUAUAUACAAUUCCACAAGCAACAGUUCUGCGGACUACAAUUCCUCUUACUUGGAAGGUCUUUCAUUUCGUAAUACUUCGUAUUCUUCAGUAUGCUCAUCAAAUAGUGGGAGUAAUAAUAUUGUAGAUGGAUUCUUAGACUCUCCUGUUAGUUCUUUUCAUAUUCCGGAUAAUAUGUAUGAUGAGAGUCAAUCUAUUUGGAACUUUCGGAAAGGAGUUGAAGAAGCAAGCAAGUUCCUCCCAACUAGUAAUAAGUUGUUGAACAGUGUCGAUAUAAAUGACUUGCCACCUCAGGAACCCAAAGAGGAAAAGGAUGAGGCGAGAGGGAAGAGAAAUCCUCAGAGGGAUGAUAAUUAUAUCAAAGAAGAAAGGAGUAGCAAACAGGCCGCGGUUUUUACAGAAUCAACUCUACGAGAUGAGGAGUUUGAUAUCGUCUUGCUGAAUACCAUGGGGAAGGGAGAAGAAGCACUAGAAGCUUAUCGACAAAACCUGAGGAGUGCUAAAAGCAAAAAAACCACAAUACGGAUAUCGAAAGGAUCAAAAGGAGGAAAGGGCCGCGGGAAAAAACAAAGUGGAAAAAAAGAAGUCAUAGAUUUAAGAACUCUCUUGAUAACUUGCGCGCAGGCUGUUGCUGCUGAUGAUUCCAGGACUGCGAAUGAACUGUUGAAACAGAUCAGACAACAUUCGUCCCCUUUUGGAGAUGGAAACCAGAGAUUAGCUCAUUGCUUUGCGGAUGGUCUUGAGGCGCGUUUGGCUGGUACUGGUAGCCAGAUUUAUAAAGCCCUUGUCAACAAACGAACUUCGGCAGCUGAUCUUUUAAAGGCCUACCAUUUGUAUCUCGCAUCUAGCCCGUUCAGGAAGAUCUCGAGUUUUGCUUCGAACAAGACAAUUAUGAUAAAGGCAGAGAACGCAACAAGGGUUCAUGUCAUUGACUUUGGCAUACUAUAUGGCUUCCAAUGGCCUACGUUCAUUCAACGUAUUGCAGAAAGAGAAGGGGGCCCACCAAAGCUUCGUAUAACCGGUAUAGAGUUUCCUCAACCAGGGUUCAGGCCGGCGGAACGAAUCGAGGAAACAGGUCGCCGUUUGGCUGAUUAUGCUCGGUCCUUUAAUGUUCCGUUUGAAUACCAUGCGAUUGCAAAGAAAUGGGAGACCAUCACGGUUGAGGAUCUAAAGCUCGACAAGGAUGAAUUUCUUGCUGUCAACUGCCUGUAUCGGUUUAAGAACUUGCAUGAUGAGACAGUUGACAUUGACAGUUCAAGAACUGUCGUUCUAAACCUCAUAAGAAAGAUUAAUCCAGAUAUAUUCGUCCACGGUAUUGUCAACGGGUCCUACAGUGCCCCGUUCUUCGUAACGCGAUUUCGCGAGGCAUUAUUCCACUUUUCAGCACUUUUUGACAUGCUUGAAACUGUUGUUCCCCGUGAGAUUCCAGAAAGAGGAUUAAUUGAGAGAGAGAUUUUUGGGAGGGAGGCUCUCAACGUCAUAGCUUGUGAGGGGUGGGAAAGAGUUGAAAGGCCAGAGACAUACAAGCAGUGGCAAGCUCGUAUGCUAGGGGCAAGGUUUAUGCAGAUACCUUUUGACCGGGUGGACUUCGUGAAUAGGGCAGUAGAAAAGGUGAGGUUAGGUUACCAUAGAGACUUUGUAAUCGAUGAAGAUAGCCAGUGGUUGUUGCUGGGCUGGAAAGGAAGAACAAUUUACGCCUUAUCUUGUUGGAAACCUGUUUAAGAAACCUGAAACACAUAAUAACUUCCUUUUAAGUCCCAAGUCCAUCCACACAUUUGCAGAUCAAAUGCAGCUUAUGCUUCAAUAACCAACGGAUCAUCAGACAAGAUGAGGCUUCGGUACAUGUUCUUGGUGAUGAUCAUCAGCGUAUAAAGCGAAGGACUUGAUCCUGAAUGGAAUGACUGAUUGAAUCGAUAUUUCAUAGAAGAAUGACCAAGACCAUAAAAUCAUAAGUUGAACGGCUAGCUGACAAGCCAUUGCUGCAUGGUAUGCAUCAGAUAUGUAUUCCGGAAUUUUGUGAACUUAGCAGUAUAUAUUAGUUUGUUCAAUGAGCCGUUUAAUUGGGAGGAUAACCUGUUUUAUAUCAGUUUAAUUUCUCCAUUUUAUGAUGCAUUAGCCGUUUGAACUAAAUGUUCAAGUGCGGUAAGGAUUUAGAAGAAUAACUGACUCCAGCUAGUUUGCAACUUUGGAUUGAGGCAUAGUUGAUUGAUUGAUUUAUGAUGUAUUAACCGUUAAUAGUAAGUGUACGUUCGGGUGAACUAAAGAUCAAUUUCUGGGCAAUUU